Saprolegnia diclina VS20 is the source of this 240-nucleotide messenger RNA. RefSeq lists its product as hypothetical. The record is from RefSeq and is a predicted model, not a curated record. Bases 1 to 240 code for a protein of 79 amino acids. Lineage: Eukaryota; Oomycota; Saprolegniomycetes; Saprolegniales; Saprolegniaceae. The transcript is spliced from 3 exons.
AUGGUCUCGUGCGCAACAAAAUGGACGCGCACGGAAGAGAAGCGCGAGUACGAAAACAAGCGCGAGUACGAAAACAAGGUGCUCGAACUCACCAACAAGCUCGAGGUCAUUGAGAAGCGAAGCAGCGAGCGACGCGCGCUCCAGGAGAAGCGCUACAAAGAAGAGAUCGAGUUCCUCAAGUACCAAGGCCAGCACCUCGACGCCUUCCUCAAGUCGGCCGGGGGUGGCGCCAGCAAAUAG